UGGAGCUUGACACCCACGUUCCUGAACGAGCAAUCUUUCUCUCACUUGCGAAUAGUCUGGUUGAUUUUUGCUCUGCUAGAGCAGUGGUGUUAGGAAUGUGGUCUCUAAGAAGUUGUAGAGCAUUUCCACUUCUCUGGCUACUGGUUCGUAUAGCAUUUGCGGACACCGAUGCGCCAUGCUAUUCACCAAAUGGUGCUCGAGCGACCGGCUAUUUUGCAUGCGAUCCUACCGCAUAUAUCACUUCGUGCUGCCCCCAGGGAUGGACUUGCUACUCGAACAGCAUGUGUGUUGUGACCGACCCAUCAACUGCCAACUCAUCGCAUCCGAUCGGGACUUCUAUGCGUGGUACGUGCACAAAUCCGGUCUGGAACAACGCGAUUUGCGGAGACUAUUGUCUGAAGGGGAGCGACGUUGACGGAUCGUUGAAGGCUUGUGGUGAUAACAAGUUUUGUUGCGCCCAUGACCAAUCCUGUGACUGUACGAAUGGCGCCUUCAGCAUAAACCCCGGGAUAGUGCAGACAAUUAUUGGCAUUGUUGGUUUGGAGCAUACCCAAACGUCUACGAUAUCCGUUGGUGCCUCGAAAACGGCCUCGGUGACGGGGUCUGGCUUCAGCACGGUGAGGACUGCAAGUACUGGGAAUCAAACCCCAACCAAGACUGCAGAACCGGGCAUGAAGAAGGCAGCGGAUAAUCGAGGACGAAAUGCCGGUAUCGCAAUCGGGACCCUACUUGGCCUUGCUCUACUCGGCCUUGCGGGAUGGUUCAUUUACAAGAAAUUCUUCUCCGGUAACACUUGGGAUGUCCACAGAAAAACAGAGGUUCCGCAGACCUCUGAGCCGUUGAGACCUGCACCCGAAGCGGACCCAUACAUACGGGACAAUGCAACAAAUCCCCAGAUCAAUCUACCGGUUAGGGAUCAGUCUCAGGGCAACUUCGAUGGCGGAAACGCCCCAUAUGGGAAUGAUUACGAGCGUAACGCGCCAAGUAGGGGACCUCUAGUAGCAUCCACGACUACUAUCGGAACUAGUACCGUUAAUAACGGUGGACGAGCGGCCUCCGAGAGACCCUUGAGCAUCGUAAGUGACGACGAAGGUGAAGCCCGAUAUGUGAGGCAGCGGCCAAGUGAGUUGUGGAGCGAUGUGCGAUAAGAGACUUCUCUUGCUACAAUAGUCUUUUAGAGUAGCACGAGAACAAGGAAGAGAUGUCAAAAGUCGUGUCGAUUGAGGCGAGACCGAUUUAGAGGACGAAAUCAUCAGCUGGCGUGGAACCUUAUUGAUAAGGAGGUGCCUCGGCGUGUACUUCGAGACAGUUUCCAUUUCCGGGUUCCAGACCGUUAUGACUUCCCCCAAGGCCAUCAAAUCUUACUACGUUGUGAUACCCUUCCAUUCAGCGCCAGCAUUUAUAUAUAGACUUGGCUGUUUCUUUCGUAAAUACAAGUUACACAAUAUUCCUG
Lindgomyces ingoldianus is the source of this 1453-nucleotide messenger RNA. RefSeq lists its product as uncharacterized. The coding region runs from base 96 to 1148 and encodes 350 amino acids. The transcript has 2 exons. The record is from RefSeq and is a predicted model, not a curated record. Lineage: Eukaryota; Fungi; Ascomycota; Dothideomycetes; Pleosporales; Lindgomycetaceae.